Anthostomella pinea is the source of this 627-nucleotide messenger RNA. Lineage: Eukaryota; Fungi; Ascomycota; Sordariomycetes; Xylariales; Xylariaceae. The record is from the annotation of a GenBank genome assembly.
AUGGGUGCCACAAAUGGAGACACGAACGGCAGCGCCGGAAACAUCUCAUUCGAUGACUACCUCGGUCUGAUGACCUGUCUCGUCGAAUGGGCCGACAGCUACGACAGCAAGGACUGGGCCAGACUGCGGAAGUGCAUCGCACCAACACUGCGUGUCGACUACCGCUCCUUCCUCGACAAGAUCUGGGAAGCCAUGCCGGCCGACGAGUUCAUCGCCAUGAUCUCGAACCCGGCCGUGCUCGGCGACCCGCUGCUCAAGACGCAGCACUUCAUCGGCGGGUCCAAGUGGGAGCGCGUGUCGGACACCGAGGUCGUCGGCGUGCACCAGCUGCGCGUGCCGCACCAGCGCUACACCGACGCCUCGCGCGCCCACAUCGCCGUCAAGGGCCACGCCCACUCCACCAACACCCACUGGUACCGCAAGGUCGACGGCGUGUGGAAGUUUGCCGGGCUCGACCCCGACAUCCGCUGGUUCGAGUACGACUUUGACAAGGUCUUUGCCGGCGGCCGCCACGAGUUCGGCGCUGAGGAGCAGCAGGCCGAGGUUGAGGCCGCGAAGGCCGAGGGAAUUCCGACGAAGGCUGAGGGCAUUCCGUCUGUGGCCGAGGGGCUUACGGCUGAGGCGUAA